AUGAAACAAGCACCAGUCGGGCCGGAGGAAAGAAAGGCGAUUUUGAAAAAAAUCUACCACGCGCUGAGGCAGUCUCCAAUGUUUACGCACUACUCUGUAGAGCAUAUUCGCGACUCAGCCAUAAAGUCUGAGCAGCUAACUUUUGAUCGCUCGUUCACAAAGCAAGAGUACAUGCAGGCCAUGCACACAAAGCUGGCAAAAAUAGAAAAAAGCUAUGUGAUGAACUCUGAAGAAAUACUCAGAGAAAUGGGGAACAAGUCGUCUCAAAUAAAGCCAGAGCCCAUCCCAGUAAAUGGCGCCAUGGGAAUGUUCAGAGACCCAAUGGGAAAGCCGCACCAGCCAGAGAUGGACGAGUACUCCAUGCACUCCCAGAAGAAGACAGGCCAGGAGUUUGUCUCUCUCACCUCCAACCCACAAGGGCGCGGCAUCAACUUCUCCUUCAUCCCUGAUGACUCUAGGAUGCCCCGCAUUAGGCCUAUCAACAAUAAGCCAAACAGCCACGCGGGAAUGGGCGGAGUGUCUGGCUCUGGCAUCAUGGGAAUGCAAAUGGGCAAUGCAGGGGGUGUGCAGGCAUACCAGCACAAUUUGAUGGGAAUAAACAAGACGCACCAAAGCCAGAAGCAAGAAAUGUUUGCACCGCAGAGCAACAGCCUUAAUGGACACAUGAUGAUGAGCUCUCAUGGAGUGUCAGGCCUUGGCACGGGUGUGGGGCUGCACACUGGCGCAAUGGGAGGAGGCUUUAACUCGCGGCCGCAUGGAGGCUCUGGAAUGGGUGCUUCUGCAAUGAAUAGCUCAGGAAUGUUUGCAGGAUCAAUCAAUGGAUGCACAGGUGGAUCAUCAAGCGCAGCAAGAGGAUACAAUCCUGUCCCCAACAUCAUCAAACUAGAUCCAAUUACUGACCUAGGACACAUGCAAAGUCCUCGCACAAACCGCAGCGAAGUGAAGACAGUUGAAGUGAAAGAGAUGAAAACGCCUCGAGAUCUAGCGGGAGAGAAAGCAAAGAAAGAUGGAUUCAUUGGGCAGACAAUGGGAAGAAUGGAGCCCUUUGUGUCUCUAGGCGGAUUUGGAUCAGUGGAGGAGAUCAACAGCUUCAACAGAAUGCGCGGGCUGGAUGACCACAUGGGGGACAUGCAGGGAAUAAGCCUGGGAAUGGGAGGAAUCUCCCUCGGGCCCACGCUGCACAGGUCAGGGUCAGCAGGAAGCACUAACACAGCAACAAAGCUGAACAACAGCAACAGAAUGCACUCGCUUGACAGGGCGUCUAAGGCCAAUCUGUCAAUGGCAGGGGUGCAUGAAAUAAAACCAGUAGAAAUAAAAAUAGAAGAAAAAGCGAGGGCUCGGGACAAAACAGAGAAGAUAGACUCUCCUGUUUCAAACGAUCCGAUGGAGAGCCCGCGGGCAAAGCCAUCGCACGAGAAGAAGAAGGACCAGAAGUGGAGAGAAGAUAUAGAACAGAUUUUGAUGGAGGUUGAAAAGAUGAGAGAGGUAAUAGCAACACACAAGAGCAUAUUUUCAAGAUGGGAAAAACAGAGGAAAGUUUUUUACGACCUGGAGGCAAUGCUGCACCAGACCAUAGAAGAGUCUCCAGGGAACAUGGAGGGAGUUCAGGGAAUAUUCCAGCAGCUGAAGAGACACAUCAUUGCCUUGACAAUGGAAAUAAAAGAGGGAAAGUCUCUUACGUUCAAAAAGAGGCUGGGGAGAAUAUCGAGUGCGUUUAUGCAGAAACAGAAAAUGCAGCCAGAGUAUCAGUUCAUGAGCACUGAAGAGCUACUACUAGAAUACAACUGA
Nematocida minor is the source of this 1788-nucleotide messenger RNA. RefSeq lists its product as uncharacterized. The coding region runs from base 1 to 1788 and encodes 595 amino acids. NCBI's taxonomy places the organism in Eukaryota, Fungi, Microsporidia. The record is from RefSeq and is a predicted model, not a curated record. The transcript has a single exon.